GCCAUGUUGGGAACAUUAGAAGGGAACCAACACCACGACCAGAAAGACGGGAACAUCUAGGUUCGGCAGCGGCGUGUCUUAACACCUUAACACCACCACCAUGGCUGACCCGGAAAAACAGCCCGAACAACCAAAGGCUGUCCAGCAGAAGCUGGUCAUCGCUAACAAAGUGACCGGGACUGUGAAGUGGUUCAACGUGAAGAGUGGAUACGGAUUCAUCAACAGAAAUGACACCAAGGAGGAUGUGUUUGUCCACCAAUCUGCUAUCGUGAAGAACAACCCAAGGAAGGCCGUUCGUAGCGUCGGUGACGGAGAAGUGGUCGAGUUCGACGUGGUGAUAGGCGAGAAGGGUCACGAAGCGGCCAACGUUACCGGUCCUUCCGGGGAGGCGGUAAAGGGUUCGCCUUACGCUGCCGACAAGCGACGCGGAUACCGCGGAGUUCAUUGGUACAUCAACCAGAAACGUGGGAACGGUCGACCUCAACGCAGACCUCGAGAAGGACAAGAGGGUUACGAAGCUGGCGAGGGUAAGACCGUGGACGACGCAAACGUCGGAGAAGGCGGCGGUCAGCAGCGACGUUACAGAGUUCGACGGCAGUACGACGGAUAUUAUCGUGGAUCGCGACGGUCUGGGCCGUCGGCGCAGCAACAAGGCGACAACUCUGGUGAGAUCGGCGAACAGGGAGGCGAGGGAACCGUCGGAGGAGUUCAACGCGGUGGAGGCGCUCGUGGACGCGGUGGACCUUCUCGUCGUUACUUCCGACGCAACUUUCGCGGAGGAAGAGGCGCCGGACCUCCUCGUCGCCCUCGAAGCCAGGACGGACAACCCACGUCGGAGCAGAAGUCGGAUGCACCUAAAGAUAAGGAUGCACCUGCCGCUGCCCCUGCUCCACAGGAGAGUCAGCCGGUCCAAAACACCACCACCGAAAGCACCGCUUAACCAAGAGUCAAUGGUACCAUUACGACGCAACCACUCCUCUUAAUAUGUAACACCAACACCCGUUAUACACCGAAGCAACAACAGCAGCAAUGGCAACAACAUAACAAAAGAAAUGAAAAAAUCUGAAAAAAAGUCUUAAAAAAAAUGGAAAAAUAUACCAGCAAAUGAACAUCACACUUCACACUCUCCUCAGGAAACGAACAAAGAGAGUGGUCGUGCGCGUGAGCGCGCGUCAGGAAUUUGAUUCGUCGAGGAGGAUACGCGCAAAACUGUAACGGAACGACUGCGAGCAAAGAUACAGUUUUGUGUUCGACGCGUCGACGACGAUGUAUCUUGGCUCGCAACCGGGCACGUUGGACGCCGUUGUCGAAAGAUUCGAACGCGCGCAGCCGCUGGUCGCAGAACGCAAGCGAUACGGUACGAUAGAAACGGAAACACGCGGGCGCGAGUAUGUGGAAUAAACGUUGGCGAGUUUCGUUGAAUUUGUUUCAAGUUGGAACAGUGUGCGGUAGCGGCAGCGGCAGCCGCGUAAGGAUAUCCGUGGAACGGCGGGAACGACGAAAGACGAGAAAAGUCACGAACGCGACGACGACCGAUUCUGUGUAGACGAUAGGGUAAGUCUUGAUCAGUGAAACGGACGAAAUCGCGAAUAAAAGACAAGAUGAUUGAAGCACGGAGAUGGGAUACGAUACGAUACGAUACGAACUCGAAUGGACGAAAGUGGUAAUUUUGUUCUUGUUUUUCGUAUUCAUUGUUUCAUAUGUUUUAAUUUUUUUUCAAUCAAACCCAUUUGAUCGUUUUACGUACAUGUCUUUGAGUUUAGCGCGAUAUCCGCGCGCGGAGCUAUUUUCUUAAGUCCGUACGCGUAAUCUGUAAACGUACGGCAAUUGCAUUUGUUCCGUUUUUCGGAACGCGGGAUUCGAUUUUCAUGACGUUUGAAAAAUUGAAGAUCCGUCGUGUCGUUUUCGCUUUGCUCGGUCCCGCUUCGUCCUCCGCCUUCGAUCGCGACAACGUUGCUCGUUGGCGACGAGUCGCGAGCAAGCGAGACGUUUUAUUGCAGACGGUUUCGCCAAAAAAUUCUUCGUUCUUUCGUUUUGCGAACCGGCGAUUACUUUUACGAUCGGCCAUUGUAACGAUGCAAUCGGUGCCCCUGGUGGGUCCGAGAUGCAAACAAUCCGAACGUAUCGCAAUCGAUUGUCUGACAUCGCAACCCUUUUGGUGCGACUCGAUCGAUACAACCUUGCGGUUUAUCGAUGGAGCGACAGAGUGUGUGCGAGAGAGAGAGAGAGAAAAAGAGAGAGAUUUAUAUCAUUUUGCAUGAAAACGUAAUUACUUUUUUAAAUUUUAGUUUGUAGUUCUAUCGUCGGAGAAUAAAAUACACAUUUUUCUUUUCAGAAAUUUCGAAAGCAACUUGUUCCGACGAGUUGCUUAAUUUUCUUUUUUAGCUCAAACGCACGCUGGAUCUCGUUUGUUUAUUUUUCUUAGUUAACGUUAUCGUUGUUCGUCGUCGUUAUCAAUGUCGUUCGUUAUCGUCGUCGCGAUCGUCGUAAAGACUAGCAUCUUGGUCGUUCUACUCUCGUUGGCGCGACAGGGUUCGAAACGUGCAAUGAUACGAGUAUCUACCACGGAAACUGAAGAGAGUGUGCGCGUGAGUGUCGUGCCGAGUGGGAGAAUACAUGGCGCCGGUCGCGUUGCUUUGCGGUAGAUUGAAAAUUGUGCUCGAAAGAGCGAAGAUUUCCAUGGAAGAGAUACGUUGUUCGUCAACGUAAACUGUCGGUUUGGUCUUUUUUUCGCGCGCUAUUCCGUUUCUCGUAAAACUAUCGCGACCGUGACCUCCCACGAAGUACAAAGUAGAAGAACGCGAGAAGAAAAUUGAAAAAGAGUCGUCGACGGCGAGGAAAAGAGUAAAACGAAGAAAGAAAGUAAACGCUUACGAAGCGAACAUUGUAAUUGAAUGCGAAAAAAGAACAAUGCAUGUGUUGAAAGUGAAUAUCGGAGUAACAAGAAAUAGAAGCAAAGAAAUUAUGCGAACAAGAGGAAUCAAGCGGACUGAAACGUACUCGCGCAAUACAUGUAACGCGGUGUUCGCGUUUGCGUAGUCUCGCGCGAUCGUAAUCGCCAUUGCUCGUCGCUAUCGCGACUGAAAAACUCGGACGCGUGCGUCGCAACGGCGAAACCGCUUACGGUUGAACGACGAUCGAGUCUCGGAUAGGAAGUUGCUCGAUACGCGAGGCGGCCUUGUCGCUUCGCGGUCGAGCUCCUCGAUCGUCCAAUUUUGACGAUCGACGUCGCGCCAUCCUGCUUCGAAUUUCUCCAACGCGAUCCCCGGGGAAUCGGUACGCGAUUCUUCCAGGGAUCGUCGCGCGAUUCGGAGAACAGGUACGAGACGCGACGCGACACGACGCUACGUGUACUCCCACUUUUCGACAGUCAAUUAGGCUCGACUCAGUUUUUUUCUCGAAAAGAUCGCUGCGUAAUAUCGUCUCGGACUAUGGGAUAGGUCGGAAAACGAUUGGGAGUGAAUGCGGUACGAAUCGAAGAUACGCGUCGAUCUCUCCUCUCGGAGGAGAGAGAGACCUCGGCGAGCGCAUCGCGUCGCGUCACGCCGCGUCAUUGAGGCGGAUCCGAGGCGUCGUCCAUCGACUGGCUGCCUACCCUACAAACCCACCUUCAUCCUUGUCCCUUUUCCUCGAAUCCCAAACCCUUUAACCCAGUGAAUUUUAUACGGUAAGCGAAACUUUGAAAAAGCUAAUUUCAUAUAUGGAAUUUAAUUUUUUCACGAAACAUGUGCAUUAUAAAAAAUAAAUGCCAAAAAAAUCGCAAAAUCGACGAACCGAG
Molecule: messenger RNA, 3778 nt
Organism: Hylaeus volcanicus
Lineage: Eukaryota; Metazoa; Arthropoda; Insecta; Hymenoptera; Colletidae
Gene: yps
Product: Y-box-binding protein 1
Exons: 7
Coding region: 101-940 (279 amino acids)
Biological process (GO): regulation of gene expression
Cellular component (GO): nucleus
Molecular function (GO): nucleic acid binding
Source: RefSeq, a predicted model, not a curated record